CCCCCACCUUCCACUACACACGAAACGCAAAACCACCACCAAAAGCGCCAACCACCGUCCCGCGCCAGCGAUGGCCCCCAAGCCGGCGGAGAAGAAGCCCGCGGCGGAGAAGACGGCCGAGAAGGAGCCCGCGGCGGAGAAGGAGCCCGCGACGGAGAAGGCGGCCGAGAAGCCCCCGGCAACUGCCGGGAAGAAGCCCGAGGCCGAGAAGCGUCUGCCGGCGGGAGAAACGGCCUUCAAGGCGGGCAAGAGGAGGAAGGAGACCUACAAGGUCCACAUCUACAAGGUUCUCAAGCAGACGCACGGCAACGAGCUCGGCAUCACCUCCAAGGCCAUGGCCGCCAUGAACUCUUUCGUCAACGACAUGUUCGAGAGGCUCGCCGCCGAGGCCGGCAAGCUCGCCCGCUACAACAAGAAGACCACCAUCGGCCCCCGGGAGAUCGGGACCUCCGUCCGCCUCCUCCUCCCCGGCGAUCUCUCCAGGAUUGCCUUCGAAUGUGGCGACGCUGCCGUCGACAGGUUGAAAAACUACAACGUAUCUUAUGUAUCUCCGGAGGAAGAGUAAUUGUUGACUUUGGUUACCUGCAUGUCAUUUAAGUACUAGUGCUGGAUAGAAGUUGCUGAACGGUUGCUUGGCUCUACCAUGGCACCAAGGCCGUCACCAAAUCCACAUCAUCUUAGAUCGUGUUCGUAGUAGAAAUGUGUAGAUGGUUCUGUUACUUUAGUGGUUGUUGAAUCUGGCUAUCUGCAAGUCGUUGAAGUAUAUAGUUACUGGUGGAUGCAAGUUGCUGAAUGCAUGAUUGCUUGUCUCUCUUGUUGUAAGAACUGAAUUUGUGAUGCUCUUGUAAACUGGAGACUUG
Molecule: messenger RNA, 860 nt
Organism: Triticum aestivum (bread wheat)
Lineage: Eukaryota; Viridiplantae; Streptophyta; Magnoliopsida; Poales; Poaceae
Product: histone H2B.1-like
Exons: 1
Coding region: 71-565 (164 amino acids)
Cellular component (GO): nucleosome
Molecular function (GO): protein heterodimerization activity; structural constituent of chromatin; DNA binding
Source: RefSeq, a predicted model, not a curated record